This is a messenger RNA of Clavispora lusitaniae ATCC 42720, 1434 nucleotides long. RefSeq lists its product as uncharacterized. Gene Ontology annotation, cellular component: cytosol; Ubp3-Bre5 deubiquitination complex; ribonucleoprotein complex. Gene Ontology annotation, biological process: protein deubiquitination; ribophagy. Lineage: Eukaryota; Fungi; Ascomycota; Pichiomycetes; Serinales; Metschnikowiaceae. The record is from RefSeq and is a predicted model, not a curated record. Gene Ontology annotation, molecular function: mRNA binding.
AUGUGGUUGCAUGUUUGUAGUCACACGGUGUAUGUGCCGGAAAAAACCACGGGCGCUUCUCGAAUGGAAAUCUCACUAGAGGAGAAAAGUGCCAUGUCCCACGAGAAAAACGACGCCAAAGAAAACGGAACCCAAGGUGUCCAGGCUGCCGUUUCGGGAAAUACUCGUACAAACUCCGCUCCGGCGGUUUCGGCCGAUGAGCCAAAAGACUUGUCCAUCGACUCGAUUGGAUGGUUGUUCAUCCAGAAAUAUUACAGCACAUACACCAGCAAAACCAGUAAGCUUUUCGCCUUUUACGAUGCAGAAGCGUCGUUUCUUCAUGACGACUUUCCAUCCGAAAGCGGGAAAAAAGUGCAUCUGGCCUCGGGUGUGGAGGCCAUCAAAGCCCAUUUUGCCCAACAGACCGAGGGCGCUGAAAAAAACAAGAUUGUGGUCGAUAGAGCUGAUUUCCAGUGGUCCGGUAGUGACCGGAUUUUGAUCGUGGUGUCUGGCUGCUGGAAAAAAGGAGACUCGAUGCUUUGGCAGUUUGUCCAGACUUUUGUGUUGAAGGCAAAAGAAAGGACAGUUUACGACGUGUGCAACGACGUUUUGCGCUUUGUGGACUACUCCGAGGUAUAUGUGCCAACAAGCAACGGCCAAAUAGAUGCUGGCGAGAAAAAGAAGGAAGUUAAGGUCGCAGAGGAGACUGAGGUGGAGAAGGAACAAAAGGCGGAAGAGAAAACUGAAACAAAGGAGCAGAAGGAUGCGGAGCCAAGGGAAGUGAAUGAGGCUAAAGAGCCAAAGGAUGUGAAGGAACAGAAGGAGACCAAGGAACAAAAAGAGCCCCAAGAUGCAAAGGAGUCCAAGGGCCCAAAAACCGACGCCAAAGCGCAACCAGAAACCUCAGCUAAGGAUAGUGAAGCCAAAAAGCCUCUUCCAGAGACUCCUGUUUCGGGAUCACAAACUCCAAGCGAGAAACCCGCCACCCUUGAAAGUGCUAAUGCUCCAAAGCAAACUUGGGCCACUCUUGCAGCUAUCGAGCCUAAAGUUUCCACGAAAAGCGCAACCGUUGCAUCUCCGAUCGCUGCUAAGUCUGCGCCAGCACCUUCACCUGUAGUGAAGAAACCUUCUCCACCGGCUGCACAGCCAGUCAAAUUUAAAAGGGAGGAAUGGUAUCCGAUCUACAUUCGCAAUAUCGACGUGGAAGAAGAGGAGUUGAAAAACGCAUUGAUCAAGCAGUUUGGAGAUAUCAAGUACUUCAGGAAGAGCAACAAGACAGCGUUGUGCGAUUUCCGGAACAAGGCAGACCAGAUCAAGGCUUUGGAUGCUAAGGAGAUCGUCGUGGGCAGCAACACAAUAUACUUGGAGCCCAGAUUGCAAAAAGUGUUUGGAAAGCCCGACCCUAAAAAGGAUAAGAAGCAGGUGAAGAAAAACGGAACGAAACCUAAGAGCUAA